Prosopis cineraria is the source of this 1826-nucleotide messenger RNA. RefSeq names its product histone-lysine N-methyltransferase ASHR3. Gene Ontology annotation, cellular component: nucleus; chromatin. Gene Ontology annotation, biological process: regulation of DNA-templated transcription. The record is from RefSeq and is a predicted model, not a curated record. Gene Ontology annotation, molecular function: histone H3K36 methyltransferase activity; protein binding. The coding region runs from base 89 to 1663 and encodes 524 amino acids. The transcript has 12 exons. NCBI's taxonomy places the organism in Eukaryota, Viridiplantae, Streptophyta, Magnoliopsida, Fabales, Fabaceae.
UCUUCCCUCAUCCUCAAAUCCCAAUCUUUGUCUCCAUGUCUGAAUAUCCUUGUUCCUGCAAGAUUCUAGGGUUCUUGAUCUUCUCAUAAUGCCAGAUUUAGGAAACUUAUCGCUCUCAGAAGCUCUUGAGCUCCCUCACUGCCCUAAUCUGAAUGUCCCUGCGGAGCCAUCUGAUCUCACCAGUUCACUGUUCACAGUCCCAGUUAAAACCCUUGGUAAUUGUUACAUUUCCAACCACACUCUUCUAUUCCCGGUUCUUCUGCAGGACGAGGCCCAGAGUGGAAAUGAAUUCAGGGUUUCAAAGCGGAGCCGUAGUUAUUUGGAUCGGGGCAAUAAGGCAGCCAUUGACAAAGGUUCAGAAGAUCACGUGAAAGAUUGGUCUGAGAAGAAAAUAGAUUCCGGGUUUUGCAGACUCAGCUGCACUCUUCCGUUUCUUGUCGGUGCUCCGAAGAUGGCUGAAUGUUUUUAUUGCCAUUAUUUUGUCUACCCCGGGAAGGAGGUUAUAUGUUCUGUCCGAGGCUGUGAAAGAGUUUACCAUGUGGAAUGUGCAAAAGAAGCUGGUGGAAUCUCAAAUCCCAAAAAAUUCAAGUGCCCACAUCAUGCUUGCUUUAUUUGCAAACAAAAAUUACACUUGCGGUGUGAGCGGUGCACAAUGGCGUUUCAUGCUAAAUGCGCACCGUGGCCAGAUGCUGUAAUGCUGUCAAAGGAUCAUCCUGGACGAGCUGUUUGUUGGAGGCAUCCUACUGAUUGGCGGUUGGAUAGAAAGCAUGAAGCUUCAACAAGUGACAUGGAGGAAGUGUUUUGCCGUUUGCCUCUUCCUUAUGUCAAUGAGGAGUUCAAGAUUGAUUUCACGUGGAAAGACAUGGAGAGUAAACUUGAACCCCCUCCAUAUGUACACAUAAGACGCAAUAUAUACCUCGUCAAGAAGAAGCGCAGUGAUUGUGUCAAAAAAAAGAAGAAGCGCAGUGAUUCAGAUGAUGGCGCAGGGUGCACCAGUUGCACUUCUAAUUCUACGUGUUCUGAUGAUUGCGUUUGCAGAGUUCAAUGCAUAAGCUGCUCUAAGGCUUGCCGCUGCUCAGAAAAUUGCAAUAAUCGGCCAUUUCGCAAGGAGAAAAAGAUCAAGAUUGUCAAGACUGAACUUUGUGGCUGGGGAGUAGAGGCCGCUGAAAUCAUCAAUAAAGGCGAAUUUAUAAUUGAAUAUAUUGGAGAAGUAAUAGAUGAUGCUUUAUGUGAAAAAAGGCUGUGGGACAUGAAACAUAAAGGUGAACAAAAUUUUUAUAUGUGUGAGAUCCGGAAAGAUUUCACAAUAGAUGCAACUUUCAAAGGAAAUACAUCACGCUUCUUAAACCAUAGUUGUGAUCCCAACUGUGUUUUGGAGAAGUGGCAAGUUGAUGGUGAAACACGCGUCGGUGUCUUUGCUGCUCGCUCAAUCGAAGUCGGAGAACCGUUAACAUACGAUUACAGAUUUGUGCAAUUUGGACCAGAGGUAAAGUGCCACUGUGGUGCCCCAAACUGUCAAGGCUUUCUAGGGACCAAAAAGAAGAUUGACAAGGUGAACCUUUGCUGUGGCUGGGGCUCAAAACGGAAGAGAACUUAUAUUACAAUGGGGACCAAAAAGGGAACUUCACCUGCUUGCAUUGCUAUAAUAACAGCCCCAAAGUGAAAUUCCACUUUUUCCUUGGGGCAAUGAUGAGCCUUUCAAGCAGAAGAUGACUAUUUUUUGAUAUGAUUGUGAGGAAGCUGUUACUCGGCAUGAACUUCUGAGAUAUGUUGUAUCAUUGUUACUGUAUUGGUUAUUACUAAAUAGUAUCAGAAAAUUUUGUUGA